Morone saxatilis (striped sea-bass) is the source of this 3302-nucleotide messenger RNA. RefSeq names its product uridine monophosphate synthetase (gene umps). The record is from RefSeq and is a predicted model, not a curated record. The transcript has 10 exons. Gene Ontology annotation, molecular function: orotidine-5'-phosphate decarboxylase activity; orotate phosphoribosyltransferase activity. Gene Ontology annotation, biological process: 'de novo' pyrimidine nucleobase biosynthetic process; 'de novo' UMP biosynthetic process. Lineage: Eukaryota; Metazoa; Chordata; Actinopteri; Moronidae. The coding region runs from base 86 to 1543 and encodes 485 amino acids.
GGAAGUGCUGUUUCUGUUGCCGCCGCGGAGGAAGCGAAGAGUGGCAUUCAAGUUAGAGAGCAACUCACACGAAACACACGAGAAGAUGGAGAACGAGUGUAUUGACAGUUUAAUCCUGAAGCUCCACGAUGUGAACGCGGUGAAGUUCGGAGAGUACAAGCUGAAGAGCGGCAUGCUGACACCCAUCUACAUCGACCUGAGGGUCCUCGUGUCCUACCCCGCGCUCAUGAACCAGGUGUCAAGUCUUAUCUACGAGCGGGUGCAAGAAGAAGGGCUACAGUUUGACUCGGUGUGUGGCGUCCCGUACACAGCCCUCCCUUUGGCCACAAUCAUCUGCUCUAGACAUGAGCUGCCCAUGCUCAUCAGGCGGAAGGAGGCCAAGGACUAUGGAACCAAGCGUCUGGUGGAGGGCUCGUUUCGUGAGGGAGAUACAUGUCUGAUCAUUGAGGACACAGUGACCAGUGGCAGCAGCAUCCUGGAGACGGCAGAAGUGCUCUACAAAGGGGGACUGAAGGUGACCGAUGCCAUAGUACUAAUGGACAGAGAGCAAGGCGGCGUAGAGAUGUUGGCUUCUCAGGGAAUCAAGCUGCAUCCCAUCAUCUCCAUGUUCAAGCUGCUCAACGUGCUGCUGGCAGCCGAACGCAUCGACGCCCAAACCGCCCAGAGUGUCCGCAAGUUCAUCUUAGACAACAACACUUUCAGCCCCAGGGAGGAGAAUGGCAACGGUGUUCCUGCCACCAAGAAGCAAUGUGUGGAACAGGAGCUGAGCUACGCAGACAGAGCCAAACUACCAAACGUUCACCCUCUGGCGGCAAAGCUGCUGACGAUCAUGGAGGAGAAGCAGUCUAACCUGUGUGUGUCCGCUGACGUGACGAGCAGCGAGGAGCUUCUUCAACUGGCAGACUCCCUAGGUCCGAACAUCUGCGUGCUGAAGACCCACGUGGACAUCCUGAAGGACUACACAGCGACCUUCAGCCAGAAACUGCAGUCUUUGGCUGAGAAACACAACUUCCUCAUCUUUGAAGAUCGCAAGUUUGCUGACAUCGGGAACACAGUCAAGCAUCAGUACGAAGGUGGUUUGUACCAGAUCUCCUCGUGGUCCCACAUAGUGAAUGCCCAUGCGGUGCCGGGGCCAGGGGUUGUGAAGGGUCUCAGUGCUGUAGGAAAGCCUCUGGGCCGAGGCUGUUUGCUCAUUGCACAGAUGAGCUCCCAGGGGUCACUGGCUACUGGUGAAUACACAAAGGCUGUGCUGAAUAUGGCGGAGGAGCAGCUAGACUUUGUGAUUGGGUUUAUUUGUGGCUCUAAGAUCAGCAAGAGGCCCGAGUUCAUCCACAUGACCCCUGGGGUGCAGAUGCAGGCUGGAGGUGAUGCGUUGGGCCAGCAGUACGCCACUCCGGAGGAAGUCCUCUGCAACAAAGGCUCUGAUGUCAUCAUUGUCGGUCGGGGUAUCCUGGAGGCCCCUGAUAGGCUGAAAGCUGCUGAGUCAUACAGAAAGUCAGGCUGGGAGGCGUACACAAAGAGACUGGGUCGGAGCGGCCAAUAGGAGCUCAGUAGCGGCACCUACGUCAUUACGCCUAAUUCCAAAUUAAAAAUAACGACCUCUGCAGAUGAACUGGAAGUUUUUUGGAAGUAUAUUUUUACAUUUUCGUGGAACACAAGUGUGCACGUAAUCAUAUACAUAGAAACGUAUGUAGACCCGUGCGUCUGCAAACCUCACUGCCGCAUCAAAAUGCACACCUGUUCCUACACAACCAGUUUAUUAACAUUGGUACCAGUUGUUGGGGAAUUGGACACUUUACUUAACGUAUGUAAAUGUGUUCUUUUGAUUCUGUCCUAUUAAUAAGCAGCUUCAAAUGUGUUCCUCUGAUUCCUUCCUAUUAAGAAGCACAACUUUCAAGUCCAUCUGCUAUGGUACUUCUGACCAGGUUUAAACAUCUUUGGGAAAAGGUUUUAGUAUUCCUUUAAUAAUGCGUUCGUUCCUCCUGCCCGAGUCAAACUGCGCAGAGUUUGAGGAUAUGUCGCUGAUUACCUAGAACAGAUAGUUUUUUUGUAAAUGAGGUGGCUGCUAGACUCCCCUGAGGAUUUGUUUGUUUCAGGAAGAACACAAAAUGUCAUUCCCUUGACAAAGACUAGUGCCUCCAGUCAAGGUGAAGCUUUUUCUUCAACACAAACCUUCCAUUCCUGUGUACGCUUUCAUAUAAUUGCUGUAAUGCUAGACCCAAGUUUUAGUAUUAAUAAGAGAGGGUGUGGCUUAUACUUUUUAAAUCGUUGUAUUCUACUUGGGUUGAAAUUCAGGGUAUUUUACAGUACACUAGAAGAUCUUUUGUUAUUUGAGUUGCCCAAUCUGGAUCUUAAGCAUCACUUUUCACAAGAUGCAGAUAUGUUGAUGACUGCAAGACGGUCUCUCUCUCUCCUCCGAACCCUGACAAGUCUCUGCUAGUCACAACUUCACAAAGUAUCAGUGUUAAAUUGAUUUAAACUCAUAUGUUCAGUGGAAGUGGAAGAGCUUGGUCAUUCACGGUUUAGUAAUGGACAAUAAUGUUUUGGCUGUGGUGCUGAUUUGACUGUUUAACACUUAAUAUUAUGAACUUCAUAGGUCAACUACGAAAUCAAAAUGAUGGCUUUUGAUUUGCCUGAUUGAUUGCAACACCCCAAAGAGAAUAUAAAAAAAAUCAUGGACCAUUUGAACAGUGAUCAGCCUGUGUCAUAUUUAUUUUUUCAUCAGCAGCAGUUGAUUAUUAGUUUGGAUGUGCGUCAGCGUGUAGCCCCUCAUUAUUUAAAAUGACAAGAUGAGGGAAUGCUGAUUGCAACCAGAUUGGUCUUUUAAAGCCGUCGUGAUUGAGUCCAAUGUCUGCCGUCCAAUAUAUAUUAUUUUCUUACAGGGAUAUAAGUUCAGUUAUAAUUUGACAUUAUCAGUGAGCCCACAGACCCAGUCUACAGGUUGUUGCUGUUUAUUUACCGUCUCUACAAAAAGAGUUAAUAAACAAGUUUUCUUUAGACAAGAGAUAAUCUCUUCCAGUUUGUGACACCUCCCUUUUUAAAGUAGACAACAGUUGAAUUUUGUAAACCGUGCCCUGGAGCCAUGACAGUUGUGCUACUACUACUUGGCCUACAUGCAGUGAAACAGCUCCAUGGUAUUCUUGAUGGCAGUGUUAAUGGAUGAAUGUGAAGUUUCUUCUCUUACAGAGAUGUUGUUUGGCUUUUUCCCUCCAUGUACUUUUCAUUUGUGAGUAAAAGAAAAAAUGCAAUAUCUUGUUUUGUAAAGUCAGACUAAAUACUUCAAUAAAUCUUGUGUUGAAAAA